UUGGUCUCUACUUCCCCAGGAAAGAAUACUUGGAAAAUGUUUACAUUGAUGAACCAGCAGGUACACCACUUCUGCGCAUCCACACCUUGAGGGAUUCACAUGGAGAGGUGGCCCACUUUCAUCUGUGCCAGAACCUCAUCAUUUCUCGAGCAAGAUCACAUGAAAACAAUUGGUUUCAAAUCAGAGAAAAAACAGGACUUCUCUACCUCAGUAAAAGCCUGGAUAGAGAAGACUUCAACAUGCUGUCUGUAGGAAACUGGAUGCCAUUAUCAAAGGUGAUGCUGUAUGUCUUCCUUUCAUCCCACCCCUUUCAAGAGAAGGAAUGUGACUCGGCUACACGCACCACAGUUUUCCUCUCCUUGAUGAAUGCUACUGCACCAGCUUGCAGUUCCCUGACAGCAAGGCAGCUUUGCUUCACAGAAAUGGAUCUCUCCUUUCACAUCAAGGAAAAUAAACCACCCGGCACAUUUCAUCAGCUCCAGUUACCCUCAAUUCAUCAUCUGUGUCAGAAUCUUAGCAUUUCCUACAAAUUGCUGGCAGCUGAAGGUAUGCCCUUCCGAUACAAUGAGAACACCACUGGUGUGAGUGUGACGCAGCGCCUAGAUCGAGAAGAGAGAGAGAGAUACGAGCUGAUAGCCAAGUGUACCGUGAGAGAGGGCUUCAGGGAGAUGCAGGUGGAGGUGCCUUUCCUGGUGAAUGUGUUAGAUGAAGAUGACUCUCCGCCCUUUCUGCCCAAUGGCACUGAUACUGCAGAUGCUGUCGUGGAGUUCAACAGGAAAGAGGGAACUGUUCUUGCAACGCUAGCUGUAUACGAUGCAGACACAACACCUAUUUAUCCCCUUGAAAGCAGCAGAAAGAAAUACACAGGAACCAUUAUUACUGACGAUCCCUGGAUGAGUGAGACAUUUCGGGUAGAGCACAUCUUCGAUGAAAUCCACUUCAGCCCAAAUGGCAGCCAAGUGAGGGGAACUCGACACGAGUACAAACUGGUACUUAAUAAAAGCAUUUCAGUCACAGAGCAUCGUUCCUUCCUGUUGGAUGUUUUGGUGAAUGACACAGAGUUUCAUGGCCCAGAAAGAUCCGUGAUGCUUCAUUUCAAUGUCUCCAUCCUCCCUGUGAGCAUUCAGUUUCCAAACAUGACCUACCAGUUCACAGUCAACAGAAAUGCUGAACGCUUUGCACAAAUAGGAAAAAUCUGCAUUGAAAACUGUAUGAAGUUCCGUGGUGUGAACAUCACCUACAAGUUACUGUCCCCCAACACAAGCUGCUAUGCUGUCAGCAUACUUCAAGGCCGAGAAGACAAAUAUGGAAGCCUUUAUGUGAAUGAUUCCUCUGUGCUGCGCAGACCUGAAUGCAAGGAAAUACAAUACACUAUUCAAGCUACAGACAAGCAGAGCAGGAAACAUACCAAAACCCUCCUCACUGUUUUCUUGGAAGGAACUCUUUUAAAGAAAGAGGAGGACUGUCCUGACUCUUGUGCUGUGAGUAAGCAUCAUGGUGAAUGUGAAGAGUGUGGUGGCCUGGGGGUGCUAACAGGAAGAUGCCAGUGGAGACAGGGGAGUGGAAAAGGGAUCACCACAAACUAUUCCACAUGCACCCCGAGUAUCAAGACUUGUCCGGAUGGCAUCUGUGAUGUGAUUGAGAGCAAAGAUCCAGCUGUGUGUCCCCAAGACUGCACAAGUGGAAACAUUAUUGGUGGUCAUGGGAAAGGCAUUGGAAAUCUUGGAAUUAAGUCUGGACAUGGCAUUUGUUACUGCUUCCCAAGACAGAACUGUUACUGUGAGAAAGAUGAUAUCAAGGAGCCACUAUGUGAUGAUGUGUGCAAGACUGUGAUAGCAGGAGCAGUGCUGCUGUCCUUCAUCAUCUCUGUGCUGCUUUCUACCUAUUUCAUCCAUCGUUACCACAAGAAUUCUCCGAAGCCACCUAUUGCCUCUGCAGAAAUGACGUUCCGGCGCCCAGCCCAGUCCUACCCCAUCAGUUACUCUUCUACUAAUGUCCGCCGGCCUUCUUUAGAUUCUAUGGAGAACCAGGUGUCUGUAGACACCUUUAAAAUACCAGAAGAUCCAAAAUGGGAAUUUCCUCGGAAGAACCUAGUUUUGGGCAAGACUCUUGGAGAAGGAGAAUUUGGAAAGGUUGUCAAGGCAACAGCAUUCCGACUCAAGGGAAGAGCUGGCUAUACCACUGUAGCAGUGAAAAUGUUAAAAGAAAAUGCUUCUCAGAGUGAGCUGCGAGAUCUGCUUUCAGAGUUCAACCUUUUGAAACAGGUUAACCAUCCUCAUGUCAUCAAACUGUAUGGAGCCUGCAGUCAAGAUGGCCCACUGUAUUUAAUUGUGGAAUAUGCUAAAUAUGGCUCAUUGCGCAGUUUUCUCAGGGAAAGUCGAAAAGUAGGACCAAGCUACGUGGGUAGUGAUGGCAACAGAAAUUCAAGUUACUUGGAUAACCCUGAUGAGAGAGCCUUAACAAUGGGAGAUCUGAUCUCGUUUGCAUGGCAGAUAUCACGAGGGAUGCAGUACCUUGCAGAAAUGAAGCUCGUCCAUCGUGAUUUAGCAGCCAGGAAUGUAUUGGUGGCAGAAGGGCGCAAAAUGAAGAUCUCUGAUUUUGGCCUCUCCCGUGAUGUGUAUGAAGAAGAUUCAUAUGUCAAGAGGAGCAAGGGUCGGAUACCUGUUAAAUGGAUGGCCAUAGAGUCCCUAUUUGAUCAUAUCUAUACAACACAAAGUGAUGUAUGGUCAUUUGGAGUUCUGCUAUGGGAGAUUGUAACUCUGGGAGGCAAUCCCUACCCAGGCAUUGCUCCUGAAAGACUCUUUAACCUCCUAAAAACAGGCUAUAGAAUGGAGCGACCAGAAAACUGCAGUGAAGAAAUGUACAACCUAAUGUUACGCUGUUGGAAGCAAGAACCUGAUAAAAGGCCGACAUUUGCUGAGAUCAGCAAGGAACUAGAGAAAAUGAUGGUGAAGAGUAGGGACUACUUAGAUCUUGCAGCUUCCACACCUUCUGAUUCCUUACUUUAUGAUGAUGGGCUCUCAGAAGAGGAGACACCUCUCGUGGACUGUAAUAAUGCUCCCCUCCCUCGAACCCUCCCUUCCACAUGGAUUGAAAACAAACUCUAUGGUAGAAUUUCACAUGCAUUUACUAGAUUCUAGCAACACACACACAAAAUUUCUUCUGCACUGUUCUCAGACUCUGUAACCCCAUUACAGUGUUUCUUGUUUGAAUGGAGCCAGUCAAAAUUUGCUUGGAAGCUUCUUUUGGGUUCUUUUGUUUGUUUUUUAUUUUGGUAAAUGUCAAAGUUUGCAUCAGGAUCAUCCUUUAGUCAUUUUGCAGCUGUGUUUAAAAUGAACAUUUUUAAAAGGAUGUGAAAAUACGUAAAAUGACUAGAUAUCAUACAGUAAAAGAAAAAAGAUCAGGGAUGUAAUCUCAGGGGAAAUAUAAAAUGCUAAUGAGUAUCUAAUUCAACUAUCCUAUUGGGGGAGGUUGGGAACAUUUGAAAUAUGUUUGAUUCUGCAAGUCCAAUUUAAGCAAUAGAUGUUUUUUUUUAAAUACUGAGUUUUGCCAUAGCUCAGUCAUAGGACCCAUCUGCAACAUUUUUCAUAUAUCAAGAUGGAUUUCUAUAUUUCAGCUGCUGUUAAUGUGUUCUGGAUCCAUAAGCUGAAAUGUCUAUUUAAUGUAUCAUAGAAUGAAACCAGAGUAUAAUAUACAGAAAGUAGAAAUACUGUAUAUAGGUAUUAUAUACAGACUAAAUUGACAUGUAAAGUCCUUUGAAUAUUGAAUUAACAAUGGGUAUUUUGAAAAUACACUCAGCUGUUUUCACGUCCUUUGAUUUAUUAUGAAAAUGUCAGUACUAAACCUUGAUUGAAUGAUGUAGCAAGUGUUUUUAAAAAGAACAUAUGCUUUCAUAUUGUGAUGGUGAGAUGGACAGUAAAAAUGGUUCUUGCCAAAACUCCUACAUUUUGUCUCCUGAUUAAAUACUCUGCAUGUUAGAUACUUACUAACAUCACAGAUAUUUUUCCCAUU
This is a messenger RNA of Melopsittacus undulatus (budgerigar), 4011 nucleotides long. RefSeq names its product ret proto-oncogene (gene RET). Bases 240 to 3140 code for a protein of 966 amino acids. The transcript has 18 exons. Gene Ontology annotation, biological process: positive regulation of kinase activity; cell surface receptor protein tyrosine kinase signaling pathway; protein phosphorylation. Lineage: Eukaryota; Metazoa; Chordata; Aves; Psittaciformes; Psittaculidae. The record is from RefSeq and is a predicted model, not a curated record. Gene Ontology annotation, cellular component: signaling receptor complex; plasma membrane; axon. Gene Ontology annotation, molecular function: transmembrane receptor protein tyrosine kinase activity; calcium ion binding; ATP binding.